AUGUCAUUUUAUACUAUAUCACGUCACGGUCAUUCAGGUGAUUUAACAAUUUCAACUGUUGCUCAUAUAAAUCGUUUAUGGGAUAUUUUAACACGUCCACCUGAUAUACCAACAUUAGAAAGUUCAAAGUUAUCAACAUUAUCUCAUAAAUUAAAUCUUAUUGAAAAUAUGAUUGAUAAUUUUGUUAAUUUAAUUGAUAAAUAUGGUUUUAUACCAAAUAGAAAUCGAACUUAUUAUCUUAAUAGAUCUCAAUCACCUGUUUUUACUUGUAUGAUUGAUUUAUUAUCAAAUUUUAAUUUUAAUUUAUCAAAUAUUUGA
Messenger RNA from Adineta steineri, 318 nucleotides. The record is from the annotation of a GenBank genome assembly. NCBI's taxonomy places the organism in Eukaryota, Metazoa, Rotifera, Eurotatoria, Adinetida, Adinetidae.